UUCAUGAUCGUCGUCUGCUCCAACCACGGGUUCAACGCCGACGCGCAGUUUAUAUUCGAACAAAACAUCGACUCCACACGUGACAAUUGAUACAAGUUUACAUUGUUUACAUUGUUUUUUUCUCUCACGGGGGAUGCGUGUGUCGAGAUUGUGAAAGAUAUGUUUUAAGAUUAUGCAGUACUCUAUUUUCAAGAAGAACUUCCACGUGCGUCGUAACGAGCACGUCGUAAAGGUGCCCACGUGAAUCACGAGUCUACGGAGUACUCAUAUGAUCGUUGUCAUGUCGUGCUCCGUUUCUCUCGGAUAGACGUUUAUUCCUUUAAAUUAAUGUCGAUUAUGUUGAAAAGUGAUCUCUACCGAUCUGCCGGGUUCGGAGUGCGUAGAUCGAACGAGAUCCCGCGAGGAUGGAGUCGCAGAAUACUGUUUCGCGUCAGUCGGAGACCAAGGGAUUCGAUCUCUCAGCUGGAAACACCUGGAUAUAUCCGGAAAAUUAUCCGGUCCGCCAGUACCAGUAUAACAUAGUUCAAUCUGCAUUAUAUCGCAAUACCCUGGUCUGUUUACCCACCGGUUUGGGAAAGACCUUCAUCGCCGCCGUUGUGAUGUACAAUUUCUGGAGGUGGUAUCCGUAUGGAAAAAUUAUAUUUUUGGCACCAACGAAACCUCUGGUCGCUCAGCAGAUCGACGCGUGCUACGAAAUAAUGGGGAUUCCAAGCGUUGAUAUGAUAGAAUUGACAGGUGCGGUAAGUCAGAAGAAACGUGAAGUAGCCUGGCGCAAGAAGAGGAUAAUAUUUGCCACUCCUCAAGUAUUUCAUAAUGAUCUUGACAGAUCGAUCAUACCGAGUCAUUUGAUCAAGUGUGUCGUCAUAGAUGAAGCUCAUAAGGCUCUGGGCAAACAUUCGUAUUGUGAGUGUAUCAAGAUAUUAUCCACGCAGAAUCAGUACUUUAGGAUAUUAGCGCUUUCUGCUACGCCUGGAAAUAAAUUAGAUAAUGUUCAUGAAGUAAUACAGAAUUUACACAUUUCCCAUUUGGAAUUGAGAGAUGAGAACUCCAUUGAUAUAAUACCAUAUGUUAAUAAGAGGAAAGUAGAUAUUAUUUUGGUGCCUCUUAGUGACGAAUUAGCUGCAUUUAAAGAAAGAUAUAUUACUAUCAUGGAUCGCCACGUUAAGUUUCUUAUACAAUGUAACGUAUUGCGAGGUCAUACUGCAAACAUAUCUAAAGGAAGGGUAUUUUAUUUGUUGAAAGAAUUUAAGACGAAGACGGACAAAUCUGGAAAUUAUGGGCAAGUUAUGAAGAUAUUGAAUAUGUUGUUAACUAUGUAUCACGCUUAUGAACUUAUGAUCAGGCAUGGAUUGCGUGCCUUCCGCAAAUUUUAUGAAACUCAUUCUGAUAAGUUUUGGAUGCAUAGUGAAGAUCAAUUACGAGAUUUAUUACGUGACAUAGAAGUUUAUCUCGGGCCGUUUCCAGAAUUGUUUCCCAAUGGGGAUGUAUCUGAGAUGCCAGAGAAUAUCGUAUUUGGACAUAAUAAAUUUCACAAAUUGAAAGAGUUGCUUGAACAUCAUUUUAAUAACAACAAUAGCGAUCGAGAGGACACAAGAGCUAUAGUUUUUGUCGAAUACAGAGACAUAGUCAAUGAGGUCUAUAUUUUGCUUUUGCAAUCAAAACCGAUAAUUAGGCCACAGAUGUUUGUUGGCCAAGCUGGCCAGAAGCAGAAGCAACAAAUAAAAGCAUUGGAAGAUUUUCGGAGCAAUCGUGUGAAUGUGCUGAUUUCAACAAGUAUAGGUGAAGAAGGAUUGGAUGUAGGGGAAGUUGAUCUGAUAAUAUGUUUUGACGUAUCACAGCAUUCCCCGAUAAGAUUGGUUCAAAGAAUGGGCAGAACAGGACGCAAACGAGAUGGUCAUAUAAUUGUUCUUGUUACAGAUGGGAAAGAACACGAGAAUUUGAAGUCUACCCUUUCCAGGAGGGACUCCCUAAACAAUAAAAUAUUGAACACAAGCAAUAUAUUCUCCUCUUUAUACGAUAAUAAUCCUAGAAUGAUACCAGAUCAAUUUACUCCUGAAUGUCAUAAGAUACAUAUUACAGUACUACCAAAAACGCCAAAUCUAAAAGGUAAAGGAAAGAGGAAAAAUGUUAAUAAGAAAAAUGAAGCAUCUGAUGUGAAACAGAAAGAAAACUUACCUAAAAAAGAUAUUGGUCAACCGUCAAUGAUGAAAUUUCUUACCGAUGGUAAAUGUGACGAACAGAACCGGGAUAAUAGAUGC
This is a messenger RNA of Temnothorax curvispinosus, 2258 nucleotides long. RefSeq names its product Fanconi anemia group M protein (gene Fancm). Gene Ontology annotation, molecular function: 3'-5' DNA helicase activity; ATP binding; four-way junction DNA binding. The annotation marks the transcript as partial. Gene Ontology annotation, biological process: double-strand break repair via synthesis-dependent strand annealing; replication fork reversal; interstrand cross-link repair. The transcript is spliced from 12 exons. Lineage: Eukaryota; Metazoa; Arthropoda; Insecta; Hymenoptera; Formicidae. The record is from RefSeq and is a predicted model, not a curated record.